GGACAGUCACCGAACUUAUCAAUCGACGCGUUCGUAGUUUUGUAUUACUACCGCACUGAAUAUAAUAAUACGCAGUCACUACUUCCGGGUCACAGGGCGCACUAGCCGGUUUCCGGGGAAGUUAAGCGACGCUAAUUUAGUCUUUCAGCAGCAGAACUAGAUAAACUGAACACUGACUAGCUAGAACAGUGAAUGUGCAAUUCUUAUGUAACCGUAUUAAGAAAAAAACCCCCACUGGAACAGGGAAUAUGGCACACAUUACCAUAAAUCAGUAUUUGCAACAGGUGCAGGAAGCAAUUGACUCUAAAGAUGGCUUUAACUGUGCAGACCUAGUUUCAUUCAAACACCCUCAUGUUGCAAAUGCUCGACUACAGUUGUUAUCACCAGAGGAAAAGUGUCAGCAGGUACUGGAACCGCCUUAUGACGAAAUGUUUGCAGCUCACUUACGGUGCAUUAAUGCAGCGUCCAACCAUGACUUUGUCGAGGCAUAUAAAUAUCAAACACUUGUUGUGCAAUCUUUUCUGAAAAGCUUUCAAGCUCAUAAAGAAGAAAACUGGGCCUUGCCCAUUAUGUACAGCAUCACUCUUGACUUGCGGAUAUUUGCUAACAAUGCUGACCAGCAGCUAGUGAAGAAGGGAAAAGGCAAAGUGGGAGAUAUGCUUGAAAAAGCUGCUGAAAUUCUGAUGAGUUGUUUCAGAGUAUGCGCAAGUGAUACUCGUGCUGCUUUUGAGGACUCCAAAAAAUGGGGAAUGUUAUUUCUUGUGAAUCAGCUUUUCAAGAUAUAUUUCAAGAUCAGCAAGCUCCACUUAUGCAAACCUCUAAUCAGAGCAAUCGACAGUUCCAAUUUUAAGGAGGAAUACACAAUGGCACAGAGGGUCACAUUCAAGUAUUAUGUUGGUCGGAAAUCCAUGUUUGACAGUGAUUUCAAGAAAGCGGAGGAGUAUUUAUCGUUUGCCUUUGAGCAUUGUCACAGAUCCAGCCAAAAAAACAAGCGAAUGAUCCUAAUCUACUUAUUACCAGUGAAAAUGUUAUUGGGUCAUAUGCCAACAAUUCAUCUGCUGAAAAAAUAUGAUUUGAUGCAGUUUGCAGAAGUAACAAAGGCUGUGAGUGAAGGCAACCUGCUGUUACUGACCGAGGCUUUGACCAAGCAUGAGACCUUCUUUAUUCGUUGUGGUAUUUUCCUGAUAUUGGAGAAGCUGAAGAUUAUCAGCUAUAGAAACCUCUUUAAAAAAGUGUACCUUCUACUGAAAACUCACCAACUGUCUUUGGAUGCAUUUUUGGUUGCACUAAAGUUUAUGGAAGUGGGAGACGUGGAUAUUGACGAAGUACAAUGUAUUAUAGCUAAUCUUAUUUAUAUGGGUCACAUUAAAGGCUAUAUAUCUCAUCAGCAUCAAAAGCUCGUGGUCAGCAAGCAAAAUCCUUUCCCACCAUUGUCCACAGUCUGCUAGGACCUGCUUUUUUUUUUUUAAGAUGAAUGUGGGAGAACGGACAUUCUUGUGACUGUUAUUUCAGACAUCAAUUUCCCAUUUAUAACAGAAACAAUGUAAUUUUAUACAAACUACUACCUAAAAAACAGUCAAGGGAUGUAUUUUUAAAAGGAAUCAGACCUUAUAAAGGACAUGCUUUACUCUUUGUAACACUUUUUAUAAGCUCCUCGUUUUUGUAACGCUGAAUAAUGUCCCACAAUGAUCUCUAAAGAUUUGUCAUUCCAGUGGCAUGAUAUGAUCUAUAUGCUUUAUCUCCCUGUAUUUCCAGGGUAGGGUUAAGAGGGGUGUUUUUGCCUAGAUUGUACAUUAUUUUUCCUGUGUAUAGAUUCUUCACCCGAAUAAAGAUUUUUUUUUUGUAUUAA
This is a messenger RNA of Xenopus laevis (African clawed frog), 1849 nucleotides long. It is a transcript of the gene pcid2.S, whose product is annotated as PCI domain containing 2 S homeolog. Gene Ontology annotation, biological process: poly(A)+ mRNA export from nucleus; transcription elongation by RNA polymerase II; post-transcriptional tethering of RNA polymerase II gene DNA at nuclear periphery. Gene Ontology annotation, molecular function: double-stranded DNA binding; RNA binding. Gene Ontology annotation, cellular component: transcription export complex 2. The record is from RefSeq and is marked provisional. NCBI's taxonomy places the organism in Eukaryota, Metazoa, Chordata, Amphibia, Anura, Pipidae.